This is a messenger RNA of Williopsis jadinii, 1266 nucleotides long. RefSeq lists its product as uncharacterized. NCBI's taxonomy places the organism in Eukaryota, Fungi, Ascomycota, Saccharomycetes, Phaffomycetales, Wickerhamomycetaceae. The transcript has a single exon. The record is from RefSeq and is a predicted model, not a curated record. Bases 177 to 1214 code for a protein of 345 amino acids.
AGAAGAUCCAAUAGUGCGCCUAACGAAAACAAUAAAGCCACCGGAUUUAGGGCAAAGAUGAAUAACAAACGAGGGGAGUAAUGCUAGACAAUACGCGUUAAUCAGCCAAAGCGUUAUUGGAAAGCAACGUCACUCUCUCUUACGCUUAUAGCUGAAAUAUAAGACAAUUGGUGAUAAUGAUGGUAAAAGAUAUCUCUGUUAAUUGGUUAAGCUGGACUUAUGUAAGGGCAACGACAUUGCUGGCUCAGGCGCUCAGAGAGAUGCCAUUGUGGGUAUAUCAAAGUGGUAAAUUUCUAGUACGAUCGAUAGGGAUUGGUCUGUUCAGCACAGUGUGGAAAUUUAUAAAAGUGAUUGCAUUCUUGCUCAGAGCAAUAGUUACUGUGAUAUUUGAGCCUAUAUCGUUGCUCAUACACAUCUUGGAGUACAACGCCCAUGUAUUCUUAAACUUCUGGCUAUCUCUCUUAUUUCAAACUUCUCUCGAACACUUGUUUGACGUGGAGUUCGGUAUCGAAGAGUUGAAGAUUGUUGUGCAAUGGCUAAGGUACGUUAACCUGAUGUGUAUAACGUCCAUGUUUAUGGGGAUAUUCACGUACUAUACAUUUGUCAAGAUCAUAUACUGGCUGACCAAAUUAGAAAAACAGAUACCCGCCACUUUAGAGAAGAAAAGGAAAUUGGUUGGUUCCAAAAUUGCAACUGUGAAGAUAAUACCAUCGUCUGAAUCGAUACUGAGUGAGUACGCCAAAAGUGCCGCCCUAAAGGGUACUGGUAAUGAUAGAAAAUCUACCAAACUACCCCUUGACACCAGCGAUUACCCGUACGAUAUUCAUGAUGAUGAUGAGGAUAAUAUAUUCACAUUAAGCUCCAUGAGUACAAUGGAAAAGGAAACAAAAACUGGUAUUGAUGAACAAAACGGACUCUCGCCGUCUCCAACUUUGAGAUUAAGAAAGUCAAAUCUUGAGCAUCAUAAGGAGUCACCAUUGACAAAGGCCUUCAGAUCUCGAGUCAGCUCUUCAUUUUGCGAAUCUGAAUCGCCAACUAGAAUAUCAUCACUUUCCAGUAGUGGAAUCAACACAAUUACAACCACGAGCUCAACAACAUCAAGUGUAUUUAGUGGUUCAAAUGGACCUCAUGUUCCAACCACUCCGAUCACGACGAUAAUCGAAGAGGAAGAUGGACAUACGGAAGCGAGUGCAGAUGAGAGCCUGAAGUGUUGACAUUGGACAUAAAAUUGUUAAUGUAUUAUCGUCAGAUAUCCCAGUUCCGUCA